Messenger RNA from Schistocerca serialis cubense, 1650 nucleotides. RefSeq names its product chromatin target of PRMT1 protein-like. The coding region runs from base 186 to 953 and encodes 255 amino acids. Lineage: Eukaryota; Metazoa; Arthropoda; Insecta; Orthoptera; Acrididae. The record is from RefSeq and is a predicted model, not a curated record. The transcript has 7 exons.
AAUGAGAAACUUGGGUGUGAAGUAUUUGGAUUUCCAGAAACUAAUUGCAUUAUGCAGCAAUUUACUUUCAUUGUGGUAUUAAUUUUUUGAAGGGCGCGGUAUUUCGGCAGCAUUUAAUGUAGGGAAAUCAGUUUUGACUGUGAUAGCGAAACAGUGAUUUUUCUGUGGUGACAAGCAACUCGAUCAUGUCACUCAAGAAGAUGGUGUUGCAAAAGAGCACAACUAUGUCUUUGAAUGAACGCUUUACAUACCUGAGGAGAAACCGAGAGAAUGCAAUUCGAAAUAUUCGAGAGAAUGCAGUGCUUCAACACCAAGCAUCAGUGAAGAAUCGCAGACUUGUGCAGCAGAUGGAACGUCGUCCAGCUGUUGUGGCAGCUCUUAAAUUGAAAAAGAGGAGCAUGCGGCAACGUCUUGGUCAGCGCUUGGGAAACACCAGCAUUAAGGAUCGAUUGACAUUAAAUGUAUCAUAUCGUGGAGGUCGUAUGAGGGCAAGAAGUCGUUCCCGUGGAAUGUCAAGAGGAAGAGGUCGUGGGCAGUUAUCUGGUAACAGAGUUGGUCAGCUGGAUAACUUCAGAUACAGACAGCCACAAACACAAGGACAGGGCCAAAGCUCACUUUAUAGGAGUCCUUCAAGACGUCCAUUCAAGAGAGGACGUGGUGGUACACCUAUCAGAGGAAAUCGGGGAGGAAGGUACAUCCAACGAGGUGGUCAACAAGGUCGAGGUGGUGGUUCAUUCAGACGUGGAGGUCGUGGUGGAGGUCGAGGGGGUGCAAGAGGAAGAGGCCGUGGUGGCAGGGGUCGCGGAGGUCGUGGGCGGCAAAAUAGACCUCUGCCUUCAAAGGAAGAACUUGACAUGCAACUUGAUCAAUAUAUGGCAAACACAAAGUCACAUCUUGACCGAGAGCUAGAGAGUUACAUGAACCAAGCCAGUACCUCUGAAUCAUGGGAUUGAAGCUUCAUGUCAGUCCAUCUCUGAUUUCCCAUUUGAAAUUUGCUUUAAUUUAUGGUUUGUUUAUGUCUUGGACUUCGAACUCUUUCGCUGUAAAGUUUUAAAUGUUCAUAAGCACAUUUUUCUGUGUUUAAGGACUCCCAGUGUAAAAGUAUUGUAAAUUAGGAUAUGUAAGAAAGAAACAGACUGUGGGAUAGCAAAUUGCUCCCAAAUAUUUAUAGUAACAUUUUUACAAAAUGUGUAAUAAUGGUUGUAACAUGAUGCUAAAGGAGAUGCUUCUGUAGUUUGUUUCACUGGACUCAUAAAUUUGUCACUCUUUUAAAAGUAAUACUUGUGAGGCUGCAAUGAUGUUUUAAUGUGCAUUGAACUAAUAUUCACUUAUACAGAUAAGUGUAAUGCUAGAAAUAUAAACUCACUGUGUUUGUUGAACAUGUCAUGACUUAGAAGCAUUCUUGCUUUGACUGACUCUUAAUAGAUUUUCUGUUAGAGAAUGAAUGCCAUUUUAUGAAAAAUAGUGAUGAUAAAGUGGACUUUCGUGUGUUCUAUUUCUAAAAGGAAUUGAUACAGUAGAAUAUGAUUUGUUUUGUGUUAUGUCAUCUUGCCCAUGUAUUGUAGUUGUUUGAAAGAAAGAAAGGGAGGGAGAGAGAGUGAAAGAGUGAGAGAGAGAGAGAGAGAGAGAGAGAGAGAGAGAGAGAGAGAG